AUGCCACUGACUGGCCACCCAACUCAGCUGCCGCCUCCACCAUCAAAGGUCCACAACAAGGCAACCAGGCAGCCCAGCCUGAAGGACCUUGAGCUGUCACCACAGCAUCAGCCGUAUGGCCCAGCUGUGGCCGGCUACCCCCAGGUGCCCCCUAGGGAAUCACGGGACUCUUCCCCUGAAGUACACGCAGGCUCCGACAAGACGUGGACCAAAUUUAACCAGACAGGUGAUGGGCAGCUAAACUGGAGCCACUUUGAGGAGCACCGGCAGCUACUGGGCAAUGAGGAGGACAGCAGUGACCGGCAUUCAAGCGACGAUGACCACGACGUCUGGAGCAUCGCGGACGACCAGCGCGACUACUACACCAACCAGUUUCAGCUCAUGCAACCAGACCUGCGGGGGAAGAUCACUGGUGCAGUUGCCAAGGAGUUUUUCGAGAAGUCAAAGCUUCCUGUUCACGAGCUAUCGAAAAUAUGGCAACUGUCAGACGUAGACAAGGACGGUGCUCUGAGCAUCGAGGAGUUCUGCACUGCGAUGCACCUGGUGGUGCUGCGGAGGAACAGCAUAGAGCUUCCGGACGCCCUGCCACCUUGUCUGGUCCCCAAGAUGCCUCCCAAGGGCGUGGAUGCUGUGGAUUCAACUGCCUACCAGGUGCCACCGCAUCCUGUCACCCAGCCAGUGCACAUAGCCAGCCCCAAAGGCCACACACCGCCCCCUUCGAAAGAACCUCUCUCGCCACAGAACAAAGAAUGGACCAAGUUCAGCGACUCCCCUACUAGCACUGUGUCGUCCCCCAGCAUGAAGCCGGUGAAUUUCGAUUUCUCCACGGCCUCUGUUGAACAGGAUCCCAGGAUUCUGCACCCGGUUGCUCGUCGUGUGUCACCUGACGGGCAUGCCCUCCCCUACAAUGAGCAGGACAAGGCAGGCCUGUCUGCGGAUGCAUGUGGUGACUGCAGGUCUGGAGCAGCACCAAAGAACAUAGUGAAAAGGCUUUCUGGCCCUGUUGUGCCUACAGCUCCUCAGCAGACAUUGGCUUAUGUUGUCACAACUGAAGUCUCUGGAGACAAUGCUGCAAACUCAUUCUCGGGGGCGACGGGUGCGGUGCCAGUCGGCUCCCAGGGCCAACUGCCGCCCAAGAAGGAGCCCCCUCCGCCACCACCUCCUAGGCCCAAGCGUAACCACACCCGCAGCUCCUCUCUUGACCUCAACCGCCUGGGCAAGGCAAACCCACAGAGCUUGGGAGCCCCGCCUGCUGUUCCUCCAAGGAUCUCUCCAGGAAACGAACAAGAGAACGAAGACAAUGAGGAGGUCGCUACAAAGAGCUUCACUGGAGAUAUUCCUCGAGCACUAGACUUUGCAGACUUUGACCAGUUCGCUGAAUCGCGCAGUGAUGUUGCAAGUGGUCCGGUUCAGCAACUUCAGCCUGGUGCAUUUGAGGUCUACAAGAAGCCUUCGGCUGAAUACAUGUUGCCAUCACCAUAUUCGUCGGAGUCCGAGUAUUCCGAUGAGUUCCUCGAUGACUUGGACUCUAGUCCAGCUCCCACUGAUGACAGUGCAAUGCUACUAGUCGACCAGACCGAUGACGCCAGCGAAAAGAAGAAACGACGCAAGGCACCACCAGCCAUGGCAGCCACUGAAAUGAAGACCAUUCCAAAUGAGAAGUACGGCUUGCAACAGGCAGUGCGGGCCCACCGCGAACGGAACAACAUGCUCAUGCUCCUCAACACCGAGCUGAACCAGGAGUUGGUGGAGGCCACCGAGGAGCGGCUCUCACUCGAGCUGCAGCUGGAGAACCUCAAGCCCUUCUCUUGCUGAUGCAAGCAGCAGCAGCAGCAGCAGCAGCAGCACUCGAAGAGAACGUCCCGUCGCUCCCAUGCCGACAUCUCCCCCCUCGGCCCUUCGGACACUGCUGGAGGGCCGCUCAAUUUGUCAGAAUCCCUCCCCCUCUCCUGGCUUUAAAAUCCUCUCCUUUUACUUUUCUGGAAAGUUCAAAAGAGAUAACGAAGUGGAAUUUGAUGUUGAGAGAGAGAGAGAGAGUGCGAGAGGGCCAGCAAGGCAACAAAAGUUGUGGAGCAUGUCUUGGCCAAUCGCGGUUAAAUAAAGCCCGUCGCUGCUGCAGCUGGUCACAGUUGUCAUUUUGUGCCUGGCAGCAGACCUGGGCUGGUGUGACCACCAUCUGCUUUUCUCUUUUUUUUUUCUUCUUUCUUUUUGCCCCCUUUGCAAAGCCUUUGUUCACUAGUUUAUUUUUUGUCUAAAGGCCAACUGCAAUGAACUUUCACUUUAGCUAAAUUUGUUAUAAGUAGUACACAACCAAAGCAAUCUUGGCAAAGCUGCAGGACUGGUAACUGUCUACUGUAUUAUUAUUAUUAUUAUUAUUAUUAUUAUUAUUAUUAUUAUUAACAUCAGCUGAUGACACAGUGGUUUAGCAAAUCUUACACAUGGCCUCCGAGACCUUCAACACACUGCGGGUGCUCCUCAAUCUCUGAGGUAGCACCACGCUGGUUCUCAGCGUUGUUGGUCCUGCGUCAUUUUUCCCCCCACCUUUUUUUAUUUUUUUCAAUCAAAAACAUUUGUUUUCGAUAAUUUUUUGUGGUGCUUCCACCCAUAUUUCACAAGUAAAAUUGUGCACGGAAGCUGCUUUUUAUCCAGGCUCCUGAAAGUAGGCUUUUAUUUUACACAGUUAAUAAUUUCAUUGCAUCUGGCCUUUGAAGAGAAACAGCAUGCUCCUGCUGAAUAAUCUGUGGCGUUUAAUCUUGCAUUUGCAAAGGCUCUCUAGCCACCCAACUGUGUAAAGCUCUGGAGAGGUGUCAUGCACAUUUCCUCUCACAAAAUACUGGCAUGGCUAUGGUUGAAAGAAGCAGAACUGUGUAUCUAUAAUUUAUGGUGAGCCAAGUGUCUCGCACCACGGCUGCUUCUGAAUUACAAUGGCUUGUUUGCUCAAGGCUUUUGGCCUCCUGCUCGGCAUUGUGUGGUGCACAUCUAUGUAUACAAUGUCAGCUUAAUGUGAAAAAAAUAUUUGCUGGAAUAAUUUUUGCCUGUUUUGCAUAGCAAGACUGCCUUAUUGCCCCUUUAAUGUGUGAAAAUUUAGUGUCGUUUGUAUUGAGUAGCAUUUGUCAUUAAUGUUGCCAGGUUACUGCUACAUGGGUGUGCUUAAGAUGAAAACAACAUUCAUAAUUGAUUCAUGUGGGGAUAACUCAUUCGAAUGCGUUUUGUAACUUAACGCAUCCAUUGGAAAACAAGUGCAAGAAUUAGAAGAAAUACGGAUCAUGCAAAUGUUGUCGCAUCUGACCUUUUGGCACAAUGUUGUCGCCACCUCACAUAGGCAUCACUUUUGCUAUUUAGCACCCUGAGGAACCUGACAUCAUUUGAAAUAUGAAAUGUAACUAUGUUAAAUGUUCCCAUGUGAUAGGGGUAUUUGGAGGAUUAGCUGCACUACCGGUGUUUGCGAAGUUAUAAUCUAAACGUCACAUUGAAGCCUUCAUUGUGGUGCAGCACCAGAGCAAAAUCAUGACUCGACUAAACAAAGCCAUUGUUCACCAAUGCCAUUCAAACGCUGCUUCAGCACAUAAGCUGGAAUGCCAUUGAGAAGGGGUGUUGUAUUCUUAAGGAUCGUCGCUUUCAGCUGCUUCGGAACGGUCGUGCGUUAAUUGGUUCAAUGCGUUUGGAUAAUUGUUGCUGCUGCAUACCUUGCUUGCGCCUGCGGGCAAGAACGUAGGAAAUUGAGCAAGCAAAGUUGUAAUUUGCAAAAACGGCAAAUUAGGCAAGCCUGACCUUGAUCCAGCUUUUGUAGAUGGUCAUGGAAGUACAGUUGACAUGUGAUGAUUUGAAUUGGUAGGGACUGCGGGCAUGUUUUCUUUUUAGUUCAAGUCUGGUUGCUCUGAAAUUUGUUGGAACAUAUAGCAGGCCAACCAAAGUAUUUAAUUUUGUUUUAAUUCACUGAAACGGUAAAUUAUUGCGAGUAUACUUGAAUAUUAUGCUGCUUUAGCAUUUUCACGUUCUGUUGGAAACUCAAUAUAUGCAUCUAUGCUUGCAUGCGUGGAUGGGCAUUCUCCUCCUAAAAUGCUUCUUGCGUGAGGCCCACUUAUUUCGUGCAAAACAUGCGGUAAUGGUGUCCGAGUGCAUAUGCAUCUUUUCUGUGCACUGGGCAACAUUUUGACGGUAGUUGGCAAAAGAGAUAUCGUGUCGUGCUAGCCAGUUUGCACUGUUUGUGCAUUUGGCACCCUGUUUACUCAAGCCCGAAUGCACCUCUUCUAAAGCACUCGUUGCAAAAAUUGUACCUCGGGCUAGCCGUGCAUCAAAGUUCAGCAGUGCUUACAGGCUUACAGCAGGCUUACAGGCUUGGCUCGUUCAGGUAUGGCUACUUUUGUUACCACCUAGUGGCUUUUGGAGGUAGGGUUAGGUGGAUUUUUGCACUAUCUGUUAAAAAACCGAGACAAGUUGUCUUGCCUCUGUCUUGUUCUCACCCAAAUGUUGCGCUGAAAUUGCACUUUGAUGUCUACACUGGGAUGAUAGUGGAUGUGUCAGUGCUUGCCCGACUCAUCUGAUUACAGACAAGUAAGUUCAACUAACUUGUGAAAGCCAGGCCAUGCAAAAGCAAGUGUAAUUGUACAACUUGUGCAGAUGCAUAAGGAAUCUUUAGAAUGAUCGGCGGCAGACAUCACCAAGUUGAACCAACAUAGUUGGAUCAUUCUUGCUAAAAGCCUGAAUUAUUUCCAAGUGCAACUGAGAAUCAUAACUUUCGAGGCCUUCAGCGCUAGCUAUUGUACUUUUUAGCCUUUCUUUGCUCAAUUUGGGUCAGAUAGCGUGAGUUGAGUGCUAUUUUGACCCAGUAUGCAGGCAUGGUAACAGGUGUUUGGCAUGGAGGGGCUAAAGGCAUACUCAAGCUUGUGCCUGCCUCAUAUUGUCUUCUGUAGAACACUUCGGUGUUGAUAAAAGGGGUAAUUCAUUGCAGUAUGAUGUGUGCCAUUUAAGUUAAGGAUACUGGAUUUGGUGUUCUAUUGCUGCCGAUAUAUUCAUUGGCUCGGUUCAAUACGCUUUUGAGACUUUGCACCUGGCUAGACUAAAUCUAACUAGCCCUUAAAGCCUCCUAGGGCUCGGCUGGGAAACUUGGCCCUCCCUGCACAAACCAGCUGUUACAGCAUUGCGGAAUGCGAUUUGCCAGUACCAAAUUUAGACAGGACAAAGCAUUUGUGGCUUAGCCAUUGUGUGCCCGCUUCAUACAGUCUAAAUUUGCCACUGAUCCAUUGCCACCUUAAAAUCUCGUGCGGUGUAGAGGCCAAAUCGCACACUCUGUGCUCCAUUGCAUCUCCUUUCCCAGUAGAUGGCAACACCUGUGCGUUAGGCUAAUUAGUUUCUCUGUCUGUGGCUAGGUUUGUAAAUGGCAAUAAUUGCCCUUGGAAUUGGGGUGAACGAUGCAGCUGCCGGAGACAAAUGUGUUACUGGAGAGCUUUAGCUUGUCUGUAUAAUGUAAUUGAUUACCGGAGGGAAUAGAUGUAAGUAGUUGCAUCACUGAAACCAUCAUGCAACACUGAGUUCAGCCACAGUGCGCAGAACAGUUAUUGCAACUUCAGUCUGUGUGCCACCUAGCAUCUUGCCUAGAUAUUAAUAUAUAGUGGCUCUCUCUUCUUCUCUCCUUCGAUGAGAUCAGUCUUAGAACACGAGACAUAAAAUGCUUUAUGGCUGAACGGAGUCACCACAGGAUGCCAUUACUGGCAUUGCUGAUGCUGUCUGCAUCUCGGGUGUCCCAGCAUUCUUUAUUUAGCAAUAAUAUGGAUACAAGGAAACCAAAACUUUCUACUAAACGCAGUCAAAUUCCAAUAAUUCGACCCCGAUGGGGCAGACUAAAUAGAUUGAAUUAUCUGGCGGUCGAAUUAAACAAGAUGCAGAAAAAACGCCAACACACAACACUGAUUCAUUCAGCAGUAUUUGCCAGAUUCUAAUAUGCCCUCGAAUCAAACGCGUGCCCUCUUUCGAGGCGUACAUAGUAGUAAACUAACGUAGAAAUGACAGUACAGCUCUUAAAAAAAAUAGAAAUCUAACGCCCAGACAAUUUUUAGUGCGAAAAGUUGUUGCACAAUGGUGGCCAGUUUUCUAAAGUUAGCUUUGCCGCACGGUUCUUAGUCGGCUUUGCCGCUAUACAGAAGCGUUAUGCAGCAAAGCACGCAAAUGUUGAGAAGGUGGUUGUGAUUUUGUGUCCCGAUUGCACCGUGCUGCCAAACAGCAGUCAAACAUUGUGAGCUACGGUUAUCGCUCAAAUUUUCCUAGGGCGGGCCGAAAAUGGGCAUUUCCGGCGAGAGAGGACUUGGGCUCAGGGCUGAGACAGAUGCAUCACUAAAGGGGUCGCUAUCGGGGUCACCACAAGGGUCAGGCACAUGCGUGCUGAUUGGUCAAAUUUGAAUUAUCCAGCGAAGGCCAACUCUAGGACCAAAAUAACGAAAGUUUGGGCGCAUAGAAAUGCAUGGGCCUUGGCCGGGAUCGAAUUAACCGAAAAAUCUAAUUAACCAGAGUCACAUUACCGGAAGUUUACUUUAGAACACUCUUUGAGUCUAGUUUCUUUGCAAUACCUUGGACGAGAACAAGUCGGGAUAUACACAGAAAGUUAAACCUUUUGGGCCAUCUCUGCAAGUCCCCGUAUUUUUGUGGUAUCGGUGAUUUGAACAGUUUGUUGCUGGUGGUGACAUUGGUGGCUCCAUUGAGCAACUUUCAUCAAUGCUGUGGCUGCUUCAUUAUUGGACUUAGCCCUGUGUCUUGUUGAUCCCAGUGCACUGACUGUUGGAAGAUUAUGUGCAUUUGAUAAAUUUGGUGUUCUUGCUUCUGUGGUUUUACAAGAAUUUGACAAUUGUUUUCUGUUCCAAUCAUGAGGGAGCUUGACACGUCUUGCAUAGUCGGACGAGUUCUUUGCAUGCAGUGCAGUACUCUAGCUUUUCAUCUGGAUACAGCUCUUGAUAGUGUUUGUCCUUAUCAGUUCUUUUUGUUCUUGGUCAUGGACCCGCACUGCUCUUGUCUCUGGGAUUGGCCACUCCACGUGAUGGGUGAUGACAUACUAGAAGCAAUCGAAGGAAAAUAAUUGUUACAAGAAAGCCCUUGGUGGGUACUCUUGCUCUUUCUCUCAGUGUGAGGCUGGUUACUGGAUGAAUUUUAAGCAUGUUAUUUAUUCAACGUGGGUGUGUCCCGUGUUUUUUAAUCUUGCGUUUUUUGAGGCUGAAAGUAAUCAUCAGCAGUAGAUUCAUUUCCCUGCUGCAUUCAGCAUGUGUGGCUUGUCCAGUUGUCUUUGCGCAGUUUAUGUUCUCAUCGCGAGUUCUCAUACGGACUGUGGUGAUGUGUCAAAAGUGUUCAGCAGGUGUAAAGCGACAUCAGCAGUUCCACGCAUGGGGUCUUGCACAAUAAACACAAGUGCAACUUCUGCAACCAUAUUAGGUGUGUUGUGAAGCUGCCGAUUUUGCUCGUGUAGUUGAUAACAAUUGCAUUGGAAAAGAUAAGUGACUUCAUUUUAUUUUUAACAAUGGGGUUGAGGCAAAUGUGGAUGUUACUCACCCAUGUGCACCUUUGUACGUUGCACCCGUCUGCUUUAGUUACGAGCCGUUCCAGUGUCGAGCCGCUUGUGAUUGGUCAAUGUGCAGCACUCUAUUUGCAGCACUGGUUACACGAAAGCCACAGACAGCUGUCGGCUUUGCACACUGGGGCCACUUCACUUUCAUUUGGCACCUGUGUACAAUGGUUGACCGAGGCGUGCCAUGUUGGAACUGUGUUCUUGUCAAGUGGUAAGGUUUUUCCUUGGCAGUGCGCCAGGUCUGGAAAUGGGGGCUCCCCAGAGAGAGAGAGUAGUGAUAUGUACAUAACUUAGUCUUGUACAAAGAAAAGGAAAGUGGAAGAAGAGAUAGUAACCUUAGAGAGAGCCUCCAUCCUGUCUGGCAUAUAUGCAACUGUGUUGGUGUGCAUAUAGGUUGUAAAGUGGUAUAUAUAUAUAUAUACAUAUGUGUGAAUGCGUGUAUAAAUAUUUUCAUUUACACAUGGCAUGCGGUGAAAUGGCGUGUUAUCCCGUUGUCAUAUCCUUCUGGCAGCUUGUUAUCCAUGCACGCGGGGGGCACCCCCUCCAUUUGUAAAGCAUCCGGAGGAAAAUGUUGGCCUGGUAGUAGCCGUACUUUUUGGCACUGACACGAAAUGUAAUAGAUCUGGGAUUCAAGGAAGAAAAAAAGAAACGAAGCCAGUGCCAAAGUACUUCUCUGAGCGUAAUUUUUGAUGGCCACUGCCACAUUUUCCUCUGACUGAAAACGGCAUCGCGUGAAGCCAUUGAUGUGUGCUUCUUGAGCAGCCGGCCACCCCGAGAAGUUGUUUUAGAAGCAAAUAUUUUUCAUAGUGUUCACGCGUACACUUGCUCCGACGUUGUUUGGAGGUUGUUGCAGGUGUCCUGUGUCCUUGUUUUCUCGAGAUUGUCAGAGGCCCCGCCAUUUUAUUUUCUCUCUUUAGCGGGACUCGAUAACUUGAGUGCAUUGUUGAGCCUGUCUGUCUGCUAUGAACGCCUCGGCUGCAGACAGCUUGAGUAGUGUGCAAAUCUUGUUAGUGUUUCAGGUGAACACCACUACACGCCCGCUGACGGUCUUUUUCUACACGCCAAAAUAUUAUAUUCGUGCAAAGCUAAUGAGAGCCCAGUAAUGAUCUCGCGCGUAAAAAGCAGUUGCGAUUGUGUCUGUGGUUGUGGAGCCAAGGUGUGGAAAUAAAAAAAAGUUGUUCAUGCCAAUGC
This is a messenger RNA of Dermacentor silvarum, 8740 nucleotides long. RefSeq names its product ralBP1-associated Eps domain-containing protein 1-like. The record is from RefSeq and is a predicted model, not a curated record. Gene Ontology annotation, molecular function: calcium ion binding; protein binding. Lineage: Eukaryota; Metazoa; Arthropoda; Arachnida; Ixodida; Ixodidae. Gene Ontology annotation, cellular component: plasma membrane; cytoplasm. The transcript is spliced from 20 exons. Gene Ontology annotation, biological process: endocytosis; endosomal transport. The coding region runs from base 1 to 1815 and encodes 604 amino acids.